GAUGUUUAUUAUGUCUUAUUCACAAGGUAUCAUUCUUCCCACAACACAUCAAACAACAAAGGUAGAUGAUUCGUUAGCAGUAUUACCUGACAUUGCAGGCCUUUGGAAAUUGAAAACUAUUAGAAUAAACUCACUUGAAAAUAAGAAUUCCGACGAUGAAGAAGUUAUGAAUCCUUUUAAAAACACUGUAAAGAGAGACGGAGAAAGAUACGAAGUGGCGUGGCCAUGGAGAAAGGAAAACAUUGCACUACCAGAAAAUUAUGAACUAUGUAUUGGAAGAUUGAAAUCGUUAUAUAAGAGAUUAUCAGAGAACCCCGAGCUGCUACGAAAAUACGACGCCAUCAUUAAAGACCAGUUGCAAAAAGGAAUGAUCGAGACACUAGAGGACAAUAGUGAAAGAGGAGAGAGGAUACACUACAUACAGCAUCAUGCAGUCAUCACACCUGAGAAGAAUACAACGAAAGUUCGAAUCGUUUAUGAUGCUUCAGCAAAGACAAAGAACCCAAACUUAAGCUUAAACGAAUGUCUACAUCGCGGGCCUGUCAUCCUAGAAGACCUUUGUGGAUUGCUGAUACGAUUCCGUACGAAGAAGAUUGGAUUAGUUGCAGACAUAGAGAAAGCGUUUUUACAAGUUUCUUUACAACCUAAAGAGAGAGACGUAACGAGAUUCGUUUGUUUAAAAGACAUCAACACUCCACCUUCACCGGACAACCUACAAACCUUCAGAUUUUCAAGAGUUCCCUUUGGUACCAUCUCAAGCCCUUUUCUACUUGGAGCAACGAUAGAACAUCACUUGGAAGAAACAUCAGAUGCAGAAGUAACAGAAGAAGAAGUAUCAGAAGUAUCAAACAUCAGCAAAGACAUGUAUGUAGACAAUCUAGUGACUGGAACUAACAGCAAUGAAGAUGCAAUCAAUUUAUAUGAAAACUCUAAAGAAAGUUUCAAAGCAAUUGGAAUGAACAUCAGAGAUUGGAAGUCAAACUCAACAACAGUUAACAACGCUUUUCCCGAAAAUGAUCGACUAGAAGGAACAAUGAUCAAAGUGCUUGGACUUCAGUGGAAUACAGAGAAUGAUCAAUUGAUGAUAUCGACUGAAAAAUUCAAGAACCUAUCACCAGCAACCACAAAACGACAAGUCCUUACAACGAUUGCGUCACUGUUUGACCCGCUCGGAUAUCUUUCACCAUCAACAAUAAAGAUGCGACUUUUCCUACAGAAACUUUGGGAUCAAGAUAAAAAUUGGGAUGAUGAGUUAGAGAAAAACGACAUCGACGAAUGGAACCGUAUAAAGUCCGAUCUAAAAGAAUUGUCCGAGAUCAAAAUCCAAAGAUGGAUUGGAAGUAAAGAUAAACAACUGAUGUGCUUCUGUGAUGCGUUAAAGGAUGCCUACGCGACAGCAAUAUACCUGAAAACAACAGAUGGUGAGAAGACUCAAGUAAAUUUGGUAUUCUCGAAGUCAAGAGUCGCACCACGCAAAAACAUGUCAAUACCACGACUGAAGCUUUUGGCAGUGCUUAUUGGCGUUAGAAGUUUAAAUUUUGUAUCGAAGGAACUUGGAAUCACAAACAGCAAAAAGAUUCUAUGGACCGAUUCACAAUGUUGUCUUCAUUGGAUAAAGAGCAAGAAGCCGUUAUCCGUCUUCAUGCAGAACAGAAUCACAGAAAUCAUCAACACCAAAGACCUGGAAUUUAGAUACGUCAAUACCACAGACAAUCCAGCAGACAUGCCAAGUAGAGAAGUGACCAGUAAUGAGCUCAAAGGAAGUCAACUAUGGUGGAACGGACCAAAUUGGCUCAAGGAAAAUAGUGAUGCAUGGCCUACAUGGAAUAUGCCGACAAUCGAUCAAGAAGUCAUACAAGAUAUCCAAUCUGAAAUCAAGGGACCGAGUAUACUAUAUGAAACAUCUGUAGUCACAUCACCCUUAGGAAUAGACAAAACCAGGUAUUCAUCUCUAUCAAAACUUCUAAGAGUUACCGCAUACGUUCAUCGCUUCAUAAAGAAACUGAAGAAAAUUAAAGUACUAGAAGGAACAAUAAAUGCCGAAGAAAUUGAAGCAGCCCAACUGAUUUUGAUUAAGUACGUACAAAGGAAACAUUUUCCAGAAAACAAGAAUGAAGGAAUUUCAUUGAACAAGAAGGCAAUACAAAAUCAACUGAAUCCAAAAACCGAUCAAGAUGGUAUUGUUAGAUGUUAUGAAAAAUUCAAGCAUACUAUGUUACCAGAAGAGACAAUAACCCCAAUACUGUUACCGAGAAGAGAAGCAUUCGUUUAUCUCCUGAUUACGUCAUACCACCUCAAGCUAUUUCAUGCAGGAGUCAAUCAUACACUUGCUCACCUGAGAAAUAGAUUUUGGAUAUCAAAAGGCCGUGCCAAAGUCAAGUUUAUCCUAAGAAGAUGUAAAGUUUGCCGCAAGUACCAAGGAGGACCUUUCAAGAUGCCACCGAUGACACCAUGGCCGACAAAUAAAGUAACCCGAUCAUUACCUUUCGAAAAUACCGGAUUAGAUUAUUUUGGACCACUUUUUAUCAAGCAGUAUCACGCUAAAGAGAAGAAGAAAUUAUGGGUAUGUUUAUUCACGUGCGUCGCUGUGAAAGCCAUCCAUUUCGAAAUGGUGGACGAUCUUUCUGCAGAAGAAUUUAUACAAGCGUUUAGAAGAUUCAUCGCCAGACGUGGAACACCUAAAGAGAUCAUUCUAGACAACGCCUCUCAAUUCAAACUAGCCAAGUCAACCGCAGAUAUCGUAUGGGAGAAGGUUAUUCAAGAUCCAACAGUACAAUCCUACGUCGCUGAACAAAGAAUCAAGUGGAAUUUUAUUGUAGAAUUAUCACCGUGGAUGGGAGGAUUUUACGAGCGAUUGGUCGGAAGCUGCAAAAUGGCAUUGAGAAAGUCAAUAAGAAAGAAAUGUUUAACUAUGAUACAAUUACAACAUUUCUAACUGAAACCGAAGCUGUACUCAAUUCAAGACCGUUAGUAUACAUCGGAGAAGAAUUAAACGAUGGGACAACAAUUACACCUGCACACUUCUUAUCGCCCAACACGAAAACAGGAACUCCUCAGUUAGGAACAGAAGAGGAGAUCGAAGAUCUUGACUACCAAGAAAAUAUUACAUCGAAAGAUAUACUUUUGAAUACAUGGAAGAAAGGACAGAACAUUCUUGAAUCCUUCUGGAAAACAUGGAGAAACGACUAUCUAUUGAAUUUACGAGAAAGAUCACAGAUCAACCUGAAGGCUCGACGAAUCAAAUCAUACGACGAACCAAACGUUGGAAGUGUUGUACAGAUCAAGGAAGAUUUACCAAGAGGAUCAUGGAAGAUUGCAAAGAUCACAGAGCUGAUUCCGAAUAGUGACGGAAACAUCAGAGCCGCAAGAAUAUUAUUACCGAAUUAAAACAUUAUCACUCGACCUUUAAACUUACUGUACCCCCUCGAAUGCAACAACGAAGAGACAGAAACGAAAAACGAAACAGUCGAGAAAUCUGAUGAAACGAACAAUAAAAAAUCUAGAAGAAAUCAAUACAUUUAAACGUACGCCAAGAAAAGCAGCAAUACAGGCUAGAGACAGAAUUUUCGGACAGUAUUUAACGGACAUUCACUCUUGGUGGGAAUGUCGUGAACGUUCUAGAUUCACGAAUAUUUAACAAGACGUGUGACUUUUCACGCAAUAAUUUUCUCGAACAAUCGAACAUAGUUCUUUCUUUUGUUAUGAUAUAUUGUAUUUAUGCUAAAUAAAGUCAUCAUGACUUGUUUAUAUGAGAUAAGCAAAAUUUCUUGAGGAUUCAGCAAUUUCGAAGAAGUAUAAAUAGGAGCUGAAUUUGCUUGUAAACAGAAUGAAAUUUAACGGAGUAUAGAAUUGAAGUUGUAACAAAGAAGAAUUUACGUAGAAGAAGCAUACGAAACGAAAAUUAUCAAGUCAAUUUAUUCCACCGCAACACUAAUGGCUAAUAGGAAACAAAGUUAUUGAGUGGAAAGGUCUGGGCUCCUAUGUUUAUCAUGACGUAUUUUAUGACAACAGCUUUCUGCAGGCCGGAAUACUUCAUUUGUCAAUUACAACAAUUUAAACAAGUCAUAAAUAUACCAUUGAUUUUACUGUUAUCAUGGUUGCUUGUGGUGCUUUUAAUUGUGGUAACUCUUUCACCAAAAAAUCGGUAGCUGAUGUAAAAGUGUGGCAUAACGUUCCCACCGAAAAAGAAAAUAAACAACGUCGUAAGAAAUGGCUAGCAGCUAUGAAGCGAGAUCCACCAUAUCCAGCAGACGCGAAUUUCGUUCUUUGUGGUAUGCAUUUCACGUCCGAAUGUUUUCAACGCGAUCUCAAGGCGGAGCUCUGUGUCUCUGUGAGAAAGUUUAAAUUAUUACCAAACGCUAUUCUAUCGGUAUUUUCAUUCUCAAAACCGCUACCUGCAAAGCGUUCUGCAUCCAUCGCAAGAAACGAAAGAAAAACAAAACGCCAGAUUGUGGAUGAAGCUUGUACGGCAGAAGAAAACUCAGGUGGCCCGGAAGCACCUUCCCUAGAAGCCGAGUCCCAUUUUAAGGAUGCUAUACGCAAACUGUUGAUGUCGUCAUGAUUAACAAAGACAUUAGCUGUGCUACACCAUUGCAAACAAAGAGCACUAUGGUUCCUGCUGUGUUAUGCAAAUCAAUGUCUACUCAAAUGAGUCCAACUUUGUCUUCGACGAACACGCAAACUGUUAUAUUAACUCAACAUGCUAGCGUUUCCACAGUCAACCUUAUUGCGAAAAAAGGAGAUGUAAUUGGAGAUUGCUCUUCAUUUUGCGUAAGUGAAGUAGAAGAUCGCGCUGAUCCAGAUGCAUCUUUCAAUGUCAGUAGCUAUGUUGAUACGGUCGAUAGUAGUGCCGAUACGGCUGAUAGUGAUGUUAAUGAGCAAGAUGUCGAUGUUAGGGAAGGUACGCAGUCGAUUGCACCUUCAACAAUGUUUCUAGUCUACUUUCAAAUGCUUAAGUCGCUCUUCAAAUUCUGCUUUGAAUGCAGUGAGAAAGCUACUAUCAAAAAACAUAUAACUAAGGGUAGUAUGCUUAUUAUGAAAUUGGUUUGCGCCGGUAACCUCGAAGUGACUUGGAGAUCACAACCUUACUUAAUUCGAAUUGCGGAAGGAACGGUAAGUCUGCUGGAAUAUUGUUCAACGGGUUAACAUUACAAGGUGUGAAAGAAGCAUUUGAAACUGCCAAUGUUAACUUUAUAAGUAGGUCGCAGUUCCAUGAACUUCAGCGAAGAUUUUUAUUCCCAGCCAUAAAUAGCAUUUUUACGCAUUAUCAGGAAGCCACACUUGUUAGUUGCGCUUGAAGGUGUCAAUUUCAUUGGAGAGUCGCUGUGAAGAGAUGUCGUGACUUGAAUGACUUGAUGAAGUCUAUCAUAAACGACUUCUUUGCGAAGGAGAUCCAAUAUUAUUGAAGGAAAAGUGGCAGAGUUUACUCUAUCAUAUCCGUGGGGUACAUUAUUGGGUAAAUAAUACGCUAUGAUUAUGGGAUUACAAAACAGCAAGCUGUAGUGAUUAGACUAGUCUAAUGACUCUUAUUUUAAGUGGUAGAGGUUAAACCCUCUUAAAAUCUCUAUGCAAAGCAAGAUCUCCCUUUUACAAGGAUGGUCUGUACAACCAAGUUAAUUGAAAAAGCAACCCUCUGGACAAUAAAAAUAUGGCAACAAAAAAACAAAAAACAAGAACAACAUAUCAUAAGUGUGCUCAUGAAGAACUUACCCUGCUACAACAAGCUCAGAAGAAGUGGUUAACCGAAGAAAACCCUGCUUACAUCGCCCUGGAGAAAAUUGUUAAUGAGAAACAGCUACUAAACGAUUUAAAAUACGUAGCUGAUUUCAAGCACACUGGACAGCUCGAGGUUUACCAUUCCCUGUUGAAUAGUACUGUCCCAAACGCUUAGCAUUCUCGUACGCUGGGAUGGUUGCUAGGACGCAACUAGCUGUGCUUGACCACAACUCGGGUGUAGAACGAAAACAAGCCACUACAUCCCAUGGGAGGUAGAAGUUCAAAGUUUCGUUCACCAAAAUUACGAAGGAGUGGGUGGCAAAAAAAGUAAUGGAUCCGAAAGAAAAGGAAUACCAAGAGGACUUGAUAAAGGAAGUGUUUGAUUUGGUUCAAAAAAUCAAAGCUCCUAUAUUUUUUAAUUUGCCUUAAACACCCAGAAAUUUUGCAUUAAAAAUAAACCCUGGGAAGGAAGUUGUUGUCUCGAAUAUGCGUUCAAGACUUAUCUAAAAGUAACCCCCUGGUUUAUAAAUGAUAUUUAGCAUUACAUCAAGAAACGCUUAUUUUAAAAUUCCGGGGGACAUUUGUUAUAUUUUAAAAACAUAUAUUGUAAAAAUUUCAUUCAUGAUCUUUACAAUUAUACAUGUUCUUAUAAAUUUUAAUUGUCCAAAUCCAUUCCUGAUUCUGUGUAUGACACGUAUACCCCAUCAGGCUGCGGUAUUCAUUACGGAUUACCCACACAACACAUGAUGGUAUAGGCUUUCGAUAACCUAUGCCCAGUCUUCCAUACACCCACCAUAUAUAUUGUUUAUAAGCAGCAAACCGAUAGGAUCUGUUGCAAAAAUCAUGACGAAUCCCUCUCAUGUUGUGAAUAGCACCUACUGCUGUCCGUAACACGGGUUCCGGCAAACAAACCAUCAUCCGAAUUUGUAACACACGUAUGACCUAAGCAAAAAAAGAAAAAAGAUCUUUAAAAAGGCGUACGCCCGUGUGUAAAUAAACAACGUUUAGCUUUCUAAAACUUUGUUAUGACAGAACAGAAAGUGAUUAUGUAGCAAACAAGGAAGUAAAAUACACGAUAAGAAGAUAUUUUAAUCAACAGAAACCUUGAACAUGACCAUCCGGAAUAUCAUUAUUAUCACGACAACAUAAACUUAUUGUUUCAGUGACCAUAGUUUUACACUUUUUCCACUGGCACCACUCAACAUUUCCAACACGAUUUCUAGCUUCAACACUGCAGUUUUUAGCACCAACGUUGUUUUCCAAAGCUUCUAAAGGAGCAGCCACUUCACUUUGACUCCGUCCGGUUCGAACAUGAAGGGAGAUAAACCAAAUUCUUUAUCUUCAUUAAAUUCAACAUCGCUUACAUCAGAAGAGGAAGAUGACAUAACUACUUCAAGAUAAGUUUACUACUGCAAGAAAGUAACGCGCACGUUGCAGAAAUAUAUCAUGAAGUGAAGAAGAAAUGAUAUGAGGCAAAAUUGCUUUUUUUAUGACUUUUAGAACCUUUUAGCUUAAAAUUUUUUUUGGCUAUUAUACAGACAUGUAAUAUUGUGAUUUUUAAAAAUUUUGAAAAUUUACCGGACUUCCCCUAAAACUGUAAUUCAUAAAUUACAGACACCUCGUCUAAAAUUUUAGUGUGACGUACGAGUUCCAAAUAAAAAAAAUUGCCAAAUUACAGCAACAUCUUCGUCGUUGGCACUCAAAACAACCAAAAAUCUGCAGUGGAAGACUAUGCCACGAAAAGUAACCAUGAACAUAUCAUUGGUUGGCUUUAAUGAAUCAAAAUUGUCUUGGUACACUCCCCCAAAAAAGAAAAUGAAACAAGUUUUAUCCUACCAAACCUAUGAAGGAAUAAAAAUUUCAACUUAUUCCAUCAGUGAACUGGUGCAGUUAUCUCAUUCGUCAGGGAGCUCCAUAUGUGCUCACUGAAAGAUUAUCAAAAGAUCCAUUACCGGUUGGUCAGCCUAAUUUAUAGGUAUGUAUUACAUGACAGAAUUUCGUUAUUAUUGAAUUUUUGUAACUUCUCAGCAUGGCGAAUGCAAUGCACAGACAAACUGAAAUACACAGUAUAUAUAAGAGCUAGCUAGCAAAAAAAAGUCAAAAUUGCUUGGCUGUGCUUUUAUUUUAUCUAUGUACCAAAUAAUGUUUCAUGUCGUAGUCUUGUUAUCACAUCUACCUAGUUAGAUAGCUAUGCAUUUUACAAUUACAUAAUUAUAGAAAUAGAACCAUUCAACACAAGACUUUGCAUACACCGAAAACACAAUUAGAUAUCAAGAGGUUCUAAAAUUCAUGCCAUUGGUAAUGCUGGAAAAGGGAUUUGUGACGAGUCUGUCCCAUGCAGAAAAAGGACGAAGAAAAAUUGAAACAACAUAAAAAAUGGUUACUUUUAUAGCCACAUUGUUGAAAAAAAACAUUAUUUUGGCAUACUUACUUGACAUCUCUGUUCAUUGGAUAGUGGUGAGUAUAUUUUACCAACCAAAACAUAUUUUGCACUCGACGUCAUGAAGGUCUGGUUCUGAUUUUGAGCGAUUUUAUCUCGCUUUCUUAAUCACUUUUGUAUUGUUAUUCAUUACAACUCGUAAUAUGUAUGGUCAGCGAAAUAUAUAUACGUUUUAUUUUCGGUAUUUCUUUACAUGGAGACACCUCCUCUUCUAAGUUAAACAAUUUUUACCGAGGGACACUAAAAACUCAAAAUAUCAGUCUGGGCUAGCUGCAGAAGCUUCUUUAACCCUGACAUUUUGACUUCUUUGGUACCUUAUACAAUAAAUCUAAAAAUAUUACAUAUUUGUCCUGGCACAACGACGUAGUGAGAUUGCAAAAUCGAGUAGUUGAUUUGUC
This is a messenger RNA of Hydractinia symbiolongicarpus, 8553 nucleotides long. RefSeq lists its product as uncharacterized. Lineage: Eukaryota; Metazoa; Cnidaria; Hydrozoa; Anthoathecata; Hydractiniidae. The record is from RefSeq and is a predicted model, not a curated record. Gene Ontology annotation, biological process: DNA integration. Gene Ontology annotation, molecular function: nucleic acid binding. The transcript is spliced from 4 exons. Bases 2 to 2935 code for a protein of 977 amino acids.